GUGUGAGGGCUGGAGGUGACCAGGUCGAGCUCAACAAGGCCUGAACCUAAUUCUGCUCGUUUGUCUUCAUAUUUGGGAUUUCACUUUAAUCGUACAUUGUAGAUGCAAGGGGUACAUAUAUAUAUGAUACUUGAACAUUGGAGAAUUUGAAGGUUAAUAAUGGCUGGAGGCUUCAGAUACAAGAUAUGGGACCCACCACUCAUUGUAUCACAGAUAAUUACUAUGCAGGCAGUGUACUAUGUUGGGCUUGGUAUGUGGAUAGCCAUGCUGGAUCUUUUUACUGGCCAUCAUAGAUCACUGGACAGCAUCUUCAAGUACCAGGAGAUCCAGAUAAAGGAAGUUCAUGGGCGUGCUAUAAUGGCUGCAUUUAUCCUUAAUGCUCUCACGGGGUCACUAGGAUUAUGGAAGGUCGUUCAACGUACAAAGCAGUGUCUAGAUUUCACAAUAACUGCUCAUUUUCUUCACUUGGUGGCAAGCUGGUUAUAUAAUGGCCAUCUUCCUUCUCAGCCCUCUGUUUGGCUACUGAAUCUCGUCACCAUCACAUUAAUGUGCGUUCUUGGUGAAUACUUGUGUAUGAGAACUGAAAUGCAGCACAUUCCAGUAAUGAGUUCCAAGGUAGAUUUGUAAAAUUAAUAAUAUGACAUAAUAAUGGUAUUCCAACCUAAAGUGAUAUCUUACGUUAUAUGAUGUGAAAGCAUUCUCGGUUCAGAUUACAUGUUUAAAUAUUUUUCAUAUUUAUGAAAAAUGCAUGAGUGCUUUUCCAUUUUAUCAUCAGUUACUCUAAUGAACAUAUAACUUACACAUAUUACUAGCUUGUGAUAUUUUUGUAAACAAAAAGAUUAUUGAUAACAUAUUAACACUUUCAUGCUCCGUUAAUACGUAAAUACGCCAUCAAAUUGCUAUUCAUAAACAUUUGUAUAUUCAUCACUGUCACACAUAGUCUAUUACAAAUACUGUACUUUUGUUUUUGCUUCUGUUCUCUAGAAAAUUAAUUUAUGAACAUUUCGACACCAAAUUUAUAGUUAGAACUCAACAAAUAACUUAGAAGAGAUAAAAUGAUUGUAAAAAAAUAUUACAUCUCUGAGCGGUCCAGAUAGCCCGGAAUGUUUACAAUCGGGAACGUGUGGAGAGGCUAGACUGCCAAAGUGUUAAUUGGUUGGUGAUAUGAAUAAUAGGCUAUACCGGGUACGUAGUACUUUUAUUAUCUUAAUAUGGAACUAUAAAAAUAUCUACAGACAUUGUCUUAUAAUACUGUAACAAGGUUAGUGUAAACGCUUCAGCAUGGUAAUAAUUUUAUUUACAUAAAAUAGUGGGAAAUGUGAAUUUAUAUUUAUAUUUUUUAUGGAGACAUUAGAAUCUUGAAUGCAUAUGAUAGUCAGUCUCUCUCUAUAUGGUAUGUAAUGAUUUAGUACUAUCAAAUACUGUCAUUAUUAUUUGUAUUUAUUUUUUUUAAUUUGUAAAUAUGGUGCUGUAGUUGCAUUUGAAUAUGAAUUGUCUAUGUAUGGUUGCAGAUUAGGAUUUUGAAAAUAUAUCGAUUUAUUCUGUCAAUUGUCAAGCAGUACAGAUGGAAAUAAAGUUGUCAAUACAUACUGUAAUACAAAGUAAGUCAAGACUAGAAAGUAAGUUUGAUUGUAGUCAAUUGAAGGAACGUUGUUAAAACUAAAUAUAAUUCGUGAAAAUUUGACACUUGUCUAUUCAAAAAUAAAUAAAUAAAAUGAAAGGUACACUGUUAAAGUAAACAAAAAUUAUAUAUGGUGUCAAAUCUUACCGAGUUUUUCAUUGUAUGAUUGAAAAUUUUGAAAGAAACUUUUUUUUUUUUUUAUGGUCCAACUACCAUAUGCCAAUGCAUUGGCUUUAUCCAUAUUGACUAUGCGUCUCAGAUUCAAAGUUCAGCAUUUGGUUUUGUAAUAUGAUUAGAAUUGCACUUCUUUGUCAGGUUGUGUAAGAAAGACUGGAUGAAACGUUGCAGAACUAGUCUUGGUGCAGCUCAGCAUUUCUAUUGUUUGUAGUUUAUCCAUAUGUUAGCAACACAGAAUUAAUGCUAUGUAUACCAAAGUUUAGCAAUAAAAGAUGUUCAUACUCUAAGCAUGCAUAAUAUCAAUGAGUAAAUGAAGGUGUGCAUGAUAUGUACGUAUGUAUUUAGUGAAUCGGGACACAUUUUGCCGAGUUUGAGAAAAAAAUUUAUUUUUUUUACACAAAAAUUUUAACAUAUAUAUUUCUUUAUUUUUUAAACUUCCCAGUUCCUACAUGUUUUGGAGUGCCCAUAGAAUGUGUGUUGUAUGUUAAGGCAUUACAUGAAUUAAUAUUUUGCAAUGGUUUUUGGUUAAAUUAUUUUUCAUUAGCAAAGUUAUAUACAUUACAUGCUUCCAGUUAAGAACUAGACGAAGUGUCAUAAACCUUAGUACAACGUGAAAAGCUUUUAGUUAUGAUAAUAUAGUUAUGUGAAUUUUCUGAAUAAUGCAUGAAAAAAUUACUAUAUUGAUGUUGUGAAGGAUGAAUGGUUGAAGAACAGUUUGUAAUAUACAGUAGACCCAGUUCUAUUCAGUGGUUUUGUGGCUUCCACUAUUGUACAGAGUAACAAUACACACCCAUUCUUCAAUCUAAAGUGCAUUGUGAACUUGCACUUUAGUGCAGGUAGUUGGCUAACAUCAUAAAUUCAAAAUGAAAACAGCUGUGUAACUUGUUCAGUGGCUUUCUUAUGGCCUUAACUCUUUCUUUUAAUCUUGGGGCCAAUUUAUGAAAAUCCUUCAAGGCAUUCCUAACAAUGUUAGAGAUGCUGUUCAUACUCUUACUUCUCACACUGAGUUUUCUGAGCAAAAUCAUAGUUAUAUAUCCUGAUAAUUAAUAUAAUUUUCUUUCUAGAUUUUAGUUGUAUACCUGUGCUUGGUAGCUUUUUCCCAUGGCUCCAACUUCUAAUUUUUAUGCCAUUAUGUGGAAGUCUUUUCGGGCCCUGGUUUGUACCUGUACUGUAGUUUGGUAAAAAAUAAUGCCUUCAGACUAUUUUACACUAGACUUAUUUGCAAGGUACUGUAUUUUGUUACUCUAAUUUUUUCUUAUUAACAGUAUAAUAUGAUAAACUUUAAAAUAAGUCUUAAAAUUUUGACAUUAUUAUAAAAAAAAUUCUUGGUCAUGAAAUACAUCCUGUUUCUUUGGGUAGAAUUUGUAGUUGACUAUAUUUUCAGAAAUUAAGGCUUACUCUGAUGUUUAAACCUAACAAAAUGUAUAUGAUAUAUACUAUACUGUAUAUGUAAUUAUAAUAUUGCCAUAAUAGUAAUAUAUGUAGGUGUUGGUCAUGCAUGUCAGAUAUUUUAUAUUAGAAUGGACUCCUAGUCUGGAGCUCUUCAGUCCUUUCUUAGCAUAUUCGGCAUUAUAAAUAUUUUAGCAAUGAAAAAAUUUACUGUACGAAUAUCCUUUUUACCAAAGUUUUUUGCAUCUUUUGCAUAUACUGUUUAGUACAGUCAUAUUGGCAUCAUCCUUAGUGAUAUUUAGCGCCUUUUGAAUAUCCCACACAUUUGAUAGUGCUACAUAGCCUUCCCGGUUUGGUGCCUUCUUUUGAUAAUUACUUGAUAAUUACGUACUUGCAUAUACAGUAUAUACUAAUCAUCAUUUCUCAUUUCAAAAUACUGUUGUUCAGUAUUUAAGAGUUUACAGGAAGCAAUGGGCAAGUCCACCAUUCAAUGGUGCUAACAGCCCCACAUCUCUUGUUAGAAAGUGGAGAGCAGACUGGUCUGGGAUUCCAUCAUUUUUCUUUAUUCAUCCCUUUAGGAAAGUAGAAAACUCUAAAUCAACCUUAAGUAAAUCACAGACAAAAGGCUAGGAAAGCCUUAGAUUUGAAAACAUUCAUAUCCAAGGUUUCAGAAAUCAUGAAGCGGCAUAUUUGGAUAUGUGACAAGAUAUAAAUUGGUACUGUAAUUUGUUUUCGUCUAAUUUAUUUGAAUUUAGCAAGGUGUUUUCCAUGGUUCUUGCUUCUUGGCCUUUAAUGGUGAGGGUGAUCAGUCUAGGCUUUGCCUCUUGACCUUGAUUUAGUCA
Messenger RNA from Procambarus clarkii (red swamp crayfish), 4029 nucleotides. Its product is annotated as Sys1 golgi trafficking protein. The record is from RefSeq and is a predicted model, not a curated record. NCBI's taxonomy places the organism in Eukaryota, Metazoa, Arthropoda, Malacostraca, Decapoda, Cambaridae. Gene Ontology annotation, cellular component: trans-Golgi network; Golgi membrane. Gene Ontology annotation, biological process: Golgi to endosome transport; protein localization to Golgi apparatus; Golgi to plasma membrane protein transport.